AUGGGUUAUGAUUCUAAUGAUAUGUAUAUUAUUUGUCCUCAGGCAGUGGUACACAGAGUGCAAUCGUGUAGUACCUCCGCAGAGGAAAGAGAUCGAUGCGUUCAGGAGGAAAAUCAGGAAAAUGAAAAGGUCAAAGAUAAUCAGCUAGAGAGUACAAGAUUUUUGAAAAAUGAGAAACAGCUAUUUACAGAAAAUAAAGCAUUAAGGUCUGAAAUAGAAGCCAUGAAAUAUCAACAGGAAGAAUUCGUACUUAAAACUGAAAACGAAAUGAAAAGGCUUACACAGGAGUCUGAUGAGCUUAAAUCCAGACUUAGCAAAAUGGCAUCGGAUCGCUUGACAGACAACAACCCAAAUAUUGCUGACCUUAGUGAUGAAAAUAGAGCAAUCAAAGUUGGUGAGAAGUUUUCAGAGCUAUACAGUAAUGAAUGGAGUGACGCUUUCGAAGACCUAACAGAGAAAUGUGACAGAAAAGAAUCUCAAGCUAUUCAAACACUUCUUGAUAUACUCUUGGCUAUAUUUAAGGCGUGCAGAGGAAACGCGGAAAUGCAUUCUCAUCAUCUUGAAGAAGCAAUCUUAAAAUUCACAGGAAAUAAAAAGUUAAACAAAUCGCUAGCAGCGUCCCUGAAGGUAUACAAAGACGAACGGAAAAGAAAUUACAAAAGUACAGUUCCAUGUAUCAGUACGAUUACGGAAGAGGUUAUCCCUUUGGAGGAAGAGAGAACAUACAAAAUGAAAAUUUAUGUCGAAACAGCCAUAGAGAUUUGCUGGCUAAUGUGUAUACAAGACCCUCCUUUAAGUCUGUAUACAAAGUCAAAAGGAAAAUUCGACGAGGGAUACUUUAGUCCCUACACAGUUAGUGGUCGCCGUGUGGCAUAUCUUGUAUGGCCCGCCUUGUUGCUUCAUGAAGGAGGGCCGAUAUUACAAAAGGGUGUGGCACAGGGAAGAAAGAGUAAGAAGGAAAGGAAAACGCUUGCAUUAGUACGCCAUACUAACGAUGAAAACACUUCACCUCAUGAAUCGAUAAACCUGUCUAGGUUAGAAAACGAAAAGCAAAACAGCGAAUAUGUUGACCAAACUGAGCAAAACCAAACAUCACAGCCAAGAGUAAGAAAUCAGAGUUUCAUGUUAAAUGCUCACGAACAAGUUAGUUUAAAAGGUACAUUUACAUCUUUGCCUUCAAAAAAGCCUGAUAGUACUGAUGGAAAAGAAGAUUUCCACAAGAAAUUUAGCAAUAACUCUCCAUGGAGAUCAAUUGAGCCAUUGCGCGAAGACGAAACUGCGGACGGUACACCAAAAUCAAAGACUUACCCAUGCCCAAAACAAAAACCAGCCCGUAGUGCGAAGACAGAUAUGUUUGACUUAAAGCACGGUGAUGUUAUAACGGUAAAACGGAAAUAAUGACACAGUGUGACAGUAAACAGUAUGCGAACGGGUGUUACAUAUAUUUUCCUCCCACAUGAACUUCGUUCAAAUCAUUCCGAUAAUACUAGUAUGAUACAGCUAUUCUACAAGAUGACAGGUGGACAAUUUAGGCCCUUCCUGAGUUUAUGUGUUUUUAUAAGUUUUUUUCGGCGACGCCGUCUAAAUUCGUUUUCGUUACCUAUGCCAUGUGACUUCAGUUUGCAAAUCAAACUACUUGAUAACGCAUUAUAGAUAAUUUAUCAAAAUGGAAGAUUUAUGCAACACUCUGCCUGAUUGGACGAGAGUGUCAAUUUCUUUCACUCUGUUGAUUGUGCUACGCUGAGUGAAAUGUAGACAAAGCGUUUAUCCUAAACGACGCUGUUCACAGUUUUAAAGCUAACUUUGGCUCAGUAUAUUUAGCAAGAAUAUUGAUAUAUCUCAAAAUGAUAAGUAAGCUUAAUAAAUAUGAUAAAAACCUGUUUAAAUACCAACAUAUAUCAAAUUAAAGAAAGAGCUGAAUACGGUCUGCGUAUCACAUGAAUAAGUGUGUGAUAAGAGUUUUUUAUGUAGAGAAGUGCUUUUUAAAAGAUUUUCCUUGUUACAAUUGUCGUCUGUAUAUGAAAAGAUUUCUUGCUUUUGUGACUUAUUCAGAUUGCAUAUUAAAAUGAGUACUUGUUUGCUUUGAUAUAUUUGUUAUAAAUUAUUUAACUGAUUUAUUAUAUAUGAAUAUUGUUCUUUAGUAUGGUAUGCAAAUAUUGAACUCAGUUGAAAUCUGUUUCAUUAUAUAUAUGCUAUAUAAUGACUGAAUCUCAUUACAUUGAAAUGAAGGUACGUUGCAUACAGUUUGUGAUAUGACUACGGUCAAACUUUGCUUAUGAAACAGAAAUAUUGAAAUAAUUACAAUUGUAUGUUUGGCUUGACCUUCACCAUUUUUAUAGGUGUGACGUCAUUGUCCAAAGAUUCAUGAAUAGCGAAUAUGCAUUUGUUAAAGCGGGGUCAGUUGGCCUAUUUUAGAAAUAAAUAAAAAUAAUAAAUAAAAAAAUCCUUUAAUUGAUU
This is a messenger RNA of Mercenaria mercenaria, 2457 nucleotides long. RefSeq lists its product as uncharacterized. Gene Ontology annotation, cellular component: mitochondrial outer membrane. Gene Ontology annotation, biological process: mitophagy by internal vacuole formation; mitochondrial protein catabolic process. The transcript is spliced from 7 exons. Lineage: Eukaryota; Metazoa; Mollusca; Bivalvia; Venerida; Veneridae. Bases 1 to 1398 code for a protein of 465 amino acids. The record is from RefSeq and is a predicted model, not a curated record.